ACCUCAUUGAAAAAGAGCCAUGGAGGUGAACCGGAUGCACCACCAGCUUCACUGGGUGACGAUGAGGAAGAAGAUGCCAAACAACAAGCUCAGCACAUCCCACCACCACCACCAAAAGAUUUUAGGACUGAUCGCCAAAUAUUUAUGGGAUUGGAAACAAGGAUGAUGACAUUUGAGAUGAUCCAGAGGGAGAUGCAGGCAACUCAGUAUGAGAUUUUGAGAAGAUUUAGGAAAGGAUAUGGCAACGGACCAUUGUCAUCAGCAUAG
Messenger RNA from Ilex paraguariensis (yerba mate), 267 nucleotides. The record is from the annotation of a GenBank genome assembly. NCBI's taxonomy places the organism in Eukaryota, Viridiplantae, Streptophyta, Magnoliopsida, Aquifoliales, Aquifoliaceae.